AUGGGCUGCCAUCUUGUUCCUUACUUUCACAUUGCACUUCACCAGCUAGAGUCACUCAAGCGUAAUGGGCCGGCAUAUGCAGCAUGGUGCUUUGCAUCGGAGCGCCAUAAUGGGGUCCUCAGCAGGAUAAAGCAUAAUGGUCAUUCAGGCGGAGAGCUCGAAGGCACUUUGGCACGAGGAUGGAUGAGAAUGCAGUUGAUUCAUGACAUGGCAGGUUUAUGUUUUUCAUUUUUGGGUUCCGACAAUUAUUCCUAA
This is a messenger RNA of Cantharellus anzutake, 255 nucleotides long. RefSeq lists its product as uncharacterized. NCBI's taxonomy places the organism in Eukaryota, Fungi, Basidiomycota, Agaricomycetes, Cantharellales, Hydnaceae. Bases 1 to 255 code for a protein of 84 amino acids. The record is from RefSeq and is a predicted model, not a curated record. The transcript has a single exon.